Molecule: messenger RNA, 567 nt
Organism: Colletotrichum higginsianum IMI 349063
Lineage: Eukaryota; Fungi; Ascomycota; Sordariomycetes; Glomerellales; Glomerellaceae
Product: 2Fe-2S iron-sulfur cluster binding domain-containing protein
Exons: 3
Coding region: 1-567 (188 amino acids)
Biological process (GO): P450-containing electron transport chain; positive regulation of oxidoreductase activity
Cellular component (GO): mitochondrion
Molecular function (GO): 2 iron, 2 sulfur cluster binding
Source: RefSeq, a predicted model, not a curated record
AUGUCCUCCACGAGACUGAGCACAACCCUCGGCAGGGUGGCCGCCAGCGCAUGCCGACAAGCCCGUCAGCUCCCACGACAGACCCGAAGCAUCCACAGCUCGACGACUCGCACAAGACCUGCGCCGCUCUCUCCCAGACAGAUCCAGUGGACCUCGGCGCGUAGCUUUUCCAUCUCGGCUGUCAAGCCGCACGGCCACAUUACCCCUCCCAAGCCCGGCGAAGAGUUGUGGGUGACUUUUGUCGAUAAGGACGGUGACGAACACAAGAUUGCAGUCAGCGAAGGGGACAACCUGCUCGAUGUCGCGCAAGACAACGACCUGGAAAUGGAGGGUGCCUGCGGAGGCUCUUGUGCCUGUUCAACGUGCCACAUCAUCGUCGCCGAUGAGGAAUACUACGACAAGAUGCCCGAGCCCGAAGACGACGAGAACGACAUGCUCGACUUGGCCUUCGGCUUGACCGAGACAAGCCGGCUCGGUUGCCAGGUCACGAUGAAGAAGGAGCUGGACGGCCUCAGGGUUAAGCUGCCCUCGAUGACGCGGAACCUGCAGGCCAGCGACUUCAGUUAA